Messenger RNA from Periophthalmus magnuspinnatus, 5557 nucleotides. RefSeq names its product copine-1. Gene Ontology annotation, molecular function: calcium-dependent phospholipid binding; RNA binding. The coding region runs from base 18 to 4028 and encodes 1336 amino acids. Gene Ontology annotation, cellular component: plasma membrane. Gene Ontology annotation, biological process: cellular response to calcium ion; positive regulation of tumor necrosis factor-mediated signaling pathway; regulation of canonical NF-kappaB signal transduction. The record is from RefSeq and is a predicted model, not a curated record. The transcript has 15 exons. Lineage: Eukaryota; Metazoa; Chordata; Actinopteri; Gobiiformes; Gobiidae.
CCUCUGACCCCGCAGUCAUGGCUGUGGUCAUCCGUCUGCAGGGACUGCCCAUCGUGGCCGGGACCAUGGACAUCCGACACUUCUUCUCAGGACUGACUAUCCCAGAUGGUGGCGUGCAUAUUGUGGGCGGGGAACAUGGGGAGGCGUUCAUCGUGUUCGCCACAGACGAGGACGCACGUCUCGGGAUGAUGCGUACGGGUGGUGCCAUCAAAGGCUCUAAAGUGUCUCUGUUACUGAGCAGCAAAACGGAGAUGCAGAACACCAUUGAGCUGAGCCGCCGCCGUUUUGAGCCCGCCCCUGCUGAGGCCCCACCCACCGGGACACGCCCCUCUGUCACGGCCCCGCCCUCGGCCACUCCCUCCGCCCCCCAGCGCCCAACCCAGUUCGCCGCUCCCGCUCCUGCACAAGAAUCCAAAGCCCCUCCCAACAUGGCUGCCACCUUCCCCCCCAGCUUCAGCUCUGCCCCGAGCUUCAGCUCCGCCCCUAGUUACAGCUCCGCCCCCACACUCACCACAGCACUGGCGUCUUUGAACCCACCUCUCACUGCACUGCCCAACAUGGCCCUGCCCCCCAUGCCUUCCCUCCCUCCCCCCUCCGUGCCCCCUGUCCCGCCCAUGUCCCACCUCACCCACAUGUCCCCCCUCCCCCCUUUUAACCCUUCCCUCCCCCCUCCUCUGGGCGCACCCAACCCUCUGCUCUUUAACCCUAUGACCCCGCUGACCUCACCCCUCUCCUCCCCCCUCACCCCUCUGGGGCUGCACAUGAAGACCGUGUCUAACCCUCCCCCUCUCUCCACCCCACUGACUCCAGACGAUCUUGUGCUAUCAGUGCAGAACUUGCCGUACUCGUGUUCGGAGGCGGAGCUUAGAGACUUCUUUAGGGGCGGGGCCGUGGAAGGUGUGCGUUUUAUGCGUGAUGCUCAGGGCCGGUCUACGGGGCGGGCUCUCGUCAGGUUCUUCUCUGCUCAGGACAGUUACGAGGCACUGAAGCGAGGGGGCGGGCCUCUGGGCCAGCGCUACAUAGAGGUUAGCCCUGCCUCUGAGCGCCAGUGGAACAGCGUGAGUGAGAAAGAGAUGGAGCCUCAGGAGCGUGGGCGUCUGGCUCAGGGCGGAGCUCCCAGAGAGCAGAGGGGGCGCUCUCGCUCUCCGCACAGACAGGACCUAUGUGUGUACCUCAAAGGUCUGCCCUAUGAGGUGGACAAGAACCAAGUGAAGGAGUUCUUCAAGAACCUGUCCGUGGUAGAGGACAGCAUGUACAUUGCCUAUGGCCCCAAUGGGAAGGCCACGGGCGAAGGCUUCGUGGAGUUCUGCUCGGAGCAGGACUAUAAGAGCGCUCUGGGCGCACACAUGCAGUACAUGGGCGCACGCUUCAUUCAGGUGCACCCUAUCACACGCAAAGGCAUGAUGGACAAGAUCGAACAGAUCCGCAAACGCGACAGUGAAUCCAAGAGCUCUGACUCCACACGGGCACCAAAGACCUGUUUGCACAUCACCAACAUCCCCUAUAACGUGUCCCGCAAGGAUGUGCGUGGCUUCCUGGAGGGACUUGGUCUGUAUGAGGACUCUCUUAAGGUUCUGACCGAUGCCCAUGGCAAUGGGUUGGGCCAAGCCGUGGUCCAGUUGCGCUUGGAGGAGGAUGCCAGAAAGGCAGAGCGAUUACACCGGCAGAAACUGAACGGACGCGAUGCCUUCGUGCACCUUGUCACCUAUGAGCACAUGAAGGAGGUGGAACGAAAUCCACCACCACAGAACAAACGGGGACAAAGGCCUGCCCUCGGUCAGGCCCCACCCCCCUCACACAUGACCCCACCUCCGACCCACUUGGGCCCACCCCCUGGACACGCCUUUGGGGCACUCGGCGAUGACUUCGGCUUCAUUCGGAACCCCACCCCCUUCGCCCCUCCCUUUUCCGCCCCUGGUAAUGGCCUGGCCCCACCUCCCGUCCCGCCCCUGGGUCCAGGCCUUGGCUUGGGCCCGGACCUGGGUGUCCCGCCCCCUCUGGUGCCUGGGCUGCCUGCGCCUUCCCUGGACCCGCCAGGCUUCAGGGCGGCCGCUCCAUUUGGUCAGGACCUGAGAGGUGCGGUCCCAUUCGACGGACGGAAAACGCCAAAUCGCAACAAUGGGAAUGCCCCCCCUCGGCCUGGAGCUCCUCCCCCCGCCUUUCCCCCUGACCCUGCCCUCCGCGGAGCUCCGCCUCCCACAGCUAAUGCUAAUAGCGGGCCAGCAGUGGUGAAGCUGCAGAACAUGCCCUUCACCGUGACACCCGACGAGAUCAUGGACUUCUUCUACGGGUACCAGGUGGUGCCAGGGUCUGUGUGUUUGCAGUUCAACGACAAAGGUCUGCCCACCGGAGAGGCUAUGGUCGCCUUCCACAGCGCCAAUGAGGCCGCGGCGGCCGUGUCCGACCUCAACGACAGGCCCAUUGGGGCGCGCAAGGUCAAGAUGAUGUCGGACUGCGUGUCUCUUGUGGAGCUCUCCAUCUCUUGCUCAAACCUUCUGGAUAAAGAUGUGGGCUCCAAGUCUGACCCUCUGUGUGUCCUCCUCCAGAAGAACCAGGAGACCUGGACUGAGGUGGGUCGUACGGAAAAGUUGAUGAACUCGUCCUCUCCAAGCUUCAGUACCAGACUCAGGGUCCAGUUUCACUUUGAGUCGGUCCAAAACCUCAAGUUCUGCAUCUAUGACAUCGACAACAAAACCAGCGACCUGAAAGACGAUGACUUCCUCGGUGGGGCUGAGCUCACACUGGGGCAGAUUGUGUCCAGUAAAAGUGUGACUCGUCCUCUCCAGCUGAAGAAAGACAAACCUGCAGGAAAAGGCUCCAUCACCGUCACUGCAGAGGAGGUCAAAGACAACAGAGCCCUUCAACUGGAGCUCGAGGCCAAGAACCUGGACAAGAAGGACACUUUUGGAAAGUCUGACCCAUUUCUAGAGAUCUUUAAACAGGGAGACGAUGGCAAGUGGGUCCUAGUCCAUCGCACAGAGGUGGUGAAGAACAAUCUGAACCCAGUGUGGAAGAAGUUCUGUGUUCCUCUUCAGACACUCUGCUCCGGAGACCUGGACCGACCUCUCAGGGUGGACUGCUCGGACCAUGAUUCAGACGGUUCUCACGAUCUGAUUGGCUCAUUCUCUUGCUCUGUGGCGGCACUGCAGAAGAUGGCGAGCUUCGACUGCAUUCACCCUGAGAAACAGAAGAAGAAGAAGAGCUACAAGAACUCAGGGAGCGUGCACGUUAAGAAUGCCAAAAUCCUAACCCAGUACACCUUCCUGGACUAUGUGAUGGGGGGCUGUCAGAUAAAUUUUACUGUGGGCAUAGACUUCACAGGGUCAAACGGAGACCCUCGCUCUCCUCAGUCUCUGCACUACAUGAGCCCUGACGGACUCAACCAGUAUCUGACCGCUCUGUGGUCAGUGGGACAGGUCAUCCAACACUAUGACAGUGACAAACUGUUUCCAGCUUUUGGAUUUGGAGCCAAACUUCCUCCAGACUAUCAGGUGGCUCAUCAUGACUUUGCUCUAAACUUUAACCCGUCAAGCCCGUACUGCCAAGGUAUAGAGGGCGUGGUGGAGGCUUACCGCAGAGUGCUGCCUCAGCUCAGACUCUCAGGACCCACAAACUUCAGUCCCAUCAUCAACCACGUGUCAUCCAUUGCCACCGGAGCUGCCACCAACAAUACUGCAUCUCAGUACUUCGUCCUCCUCAUCCUCACUGAUGGAGAGAUAACAGACUUGGACCAGACGAGCGACGCCAUCGUACGAAGCUCCGCUCUCCCGCUGUCAAUCAUUAUUGUGGGGGUGGGGCCAGCUGACUUCAGCGCCAUGAAGCUCUUGGAUGGAGACGACGGCAUCCUAAAGUCCACCAGUGGAGAGAAGGUGCACCGGGACAUCGUCCAGUUUGUACCCUUUAGGGACUUUAAAGAGGCCCCAAUGGCGGCUCUGGCUCAGUCAGUUCUGGCUGAAGUUCCAUCUCAAGUGGUGUCUUACUUCAAGAUGAGAGGCUUGGAGCCACUCAAGCCUCAAGAGAAGAAGUAGAACUACAAAAACUACAACUCCCACAACCCCUCUAGAGCCACAGGGACCAGCAAAAGAACUGCUCAGACGAAAUUCAACUCCCACACAGCCACAGGGACCAGCAACCAACAUCCAUUCAGAAAAUAACUACAAAAGAGCUGGUGGGGAAAAACCAACUCCCACUUGCCCCAAAAGACCCAGGACCAGAAAUAUGUUCUGAACAUAGACUGUAUAUAUAAAUGGACAUAGCUAACUUGCUAGCCGCCACGUUCCAAAUGGGAAGUGAUCAUGGCCGUGCUUCCGGCUCCAUUCACUUUCUAUUGAAAAACUAUUGCCCCUCUAUCCGUAACUGCUGCUGUCAGGCUUGUAAAUUUUGUGUUAAAAUGUUAAUAUUAACAUGCUCUACAAGAUCCUGGGGUUUUUAGUUUGCUUUUGUGUCCGUUAAUCAAGAUGUGAACAUUAAUAACGGGCAAAUCAAGAGCCUUCUUUACGUAAGGUUGCUUUUGGUAGCGUUAGCAACAGGUUUGAUUGACAGCUUUGCUAAAUGCCCACCCCUUGUCAAACCAGCGGGAAGGGCAGGAAGGGGGGUAACAGCCUCACUCCGGAUUGGCUUUUUGGCUGCUAUACUUGCGGUCGGAAUUCCAAAUGGAACUUUACUCCAAAUUCGGUCUUGUAACCCUAACCUCAAUGAGCCUCAUUUGACUGGAGCUGAGUGCUAAGGGUGACAUCACUUUCCCUUAGUCCAUUUCUUUAUACAGUCUAUGAUUGAAACACUACUCUGAUGACGUGGAUCUGUCCGAAGCAUGUCAGAAGUCACACUCCCUUAAUCCACUUCUUUAUAUGGUCCAGGAAAUGGACUACAAAACAAAACCUGCCAAAAACUACAAUUCCUACCAUAGGCUAGACACCACUUCAGCGAUUUCCAAAGGAAUUCUGAACAUUAUUCCAAUGCGUUUUCCAAAUAUACAUAAUUCCUUUGACUCCACUUUAAAAAGGGACUCAAAUGUGCAGAUUUUUGACCAAUUACACAUAGCCUUUAGCACUCGCUUCUAUUAACUGCACUUUUAUGGAUGAAUGCAUUCACGAAUGCAAUCACUAUCUAAUGGAGCUUUAACCUCUAUGCAAUUAAACCAGAUGUUUAUUUAAUGAAAUAUAAAGACGUAAAAAAAAAUAAAAAUCACUGCUGCCUUUAACAUAAUCAAGCACUUAGCACAGUUAGCACUAGCUUUAGCCACCAUGCAGUGUUUACAAAGGAAUUGUGAUACCAAUUCAAAGUCUAGACCUGGUUCAGAUGAUAUUCAAUUUGUGCCUAAAAUGAAAUGCUGUAUUGUACGUCUCAGUUCAGUCAUGUUUUCAUUUGAAAUGGUGGCUAGGCUUUGUACUUUUUUGCUGCGUCAAACCUUUCUGCCAAAGACUAAAACCUCACCAGAUGUCAGGUGAAGGUGAACACCUUCAAUCCCUGGUUGCCAGUAUGGUGUGAAUUUUGGUCCAAAAUAUUACAGCCAACCUUUUUUUUAAUGAAUAAAGUCAAUAAUGAAAAGUUUGUGUCU